Vicugna pacos (alpaca) is the source of this 2396-nucleotide messenger RNA. NCBI's taxonomy places the organism in Eukaryota, Metazoa, Chordata, Mammalia, Artiodactyla, Camelidae. The record is from RefSeq and is a predicted model, not a curated record.
UAAAUUCCUCAUCUAUGCCUGUCUGCUGCUGUUCUCUGUGCUGCUGGCCCUUCGUCUAGAUGGCAUCAUUCAGUGGAGUUACUGGGCUGUCUUUGCUCCAAUAUGGCUGUGGAAGUUAAUGGUCAUUGUUGGAGCCUCGGUUGGAACUGGAGUCUGGGCACGAAAUCCCCAAUAUCGAGCAGAAGGAGAAACGUGUGUGGAGUUUAAAGCCAUGUUGAUCGCCGUGGGCAUCCACUUGCUGCUGUUGAUGUUUGAGGUGCUGGUCUGCGACAGGAUCGAGAGAGGGAGCCAUUUCUGGCUUCUGGUCUUCAUGCCGCUGUUCUUCGUUUCCCCGGUGUCUGUUGCAGCUUGUGUUUGGGGCUUUCGACAUGACAGGUCGCUGGAGUUAGAAAUCCUGUGUUCUGUCAACAUUCUCCAGUUUAUAUUCAUUGCCUUAAGACUGGACAAGAUCAUCCACUGGCCCUGGCUUGUUGUGUGUGUCCCCCUGUGGAUUCUCAUGUCCUUUCUGUGCCUGGUGGUCCUCUAUUACAUCGUGUGGUCUGUCCUGUUUCUGCGCUCCAUGGACGUGAUCGCAGAGCAGCGAAGGACACACAUAACGAUGGCGCUGAGCUGGAUGACUAUCGUCGUGCCGCUUCUUACUUUUGAGAUCCUGCUGGUCCACAAACUGGAUGGCCACAAUGCAUUCUCCUGUAUCCCGAUAUUUGUCCCCCUUUGGCUUUCCUUGAUCACUCUGAUGGCGACCACAUUUGGACAGAAAGGCGGAAACCACUGGUGGUUUGGUAUUCGUAAGGAUUUCUGUCAGUUUCUGCUUGAAAUCUUCCCAUUUUUGAGAGAAUACGGAAACAUUUCCUAUGACCUCCAUCAUGAAGAUAACGAGGAAACUGAAGAGACGCCAGUUCCAGAACCUCCUAAGAUUGCACCUAUGUUUCGAAAGAAGACCAGAGUGGUUAUCACCCAGAGCCCUGGGAAGUAUGUCCUCCCACCUCCCAAAUUAAAUAUUGAGAUGCCAGAUUAGAUACCACUUCCUGGGACAGACGGAAGUGGACCUGGACCUGCGCUGUCUUCUACCUGCCUCUGCCUCUCUGUUCACCCCACCCAGAACUGGAGCUGGAGCUGGGUCUCCGGGUACUUCCAUCUCAUGCCUUGUUUGCACUCAAUGCCUACCAGUGACUCAGCGCGGCGGGAUGCACAGGGCGCAGGUGACUGGAACACGCAGGGCGGUGUGGGGCGGGUGUCCGGGAUGCGGAUGUGGUGGAGGGAGUGUGUGUGCCGGGGAGAAAGCGAUUUCCCUGGGCAGGUACCUGAGGAGAUGGCUCGGGAGAAGGAAGGUCUACAUGGCUAGUUUGCAAAGUGUGACAAUUCCCAUCAAAAGUGUUAUUCCAAAAUGUAUUUUUAAGACAGGCCGGCCUCGCCACGUGGCUCAGAUGCUUCUGUUGUGGCGCAGUCGGUGGGAACGGUAAACCCGCCUCCCACAGCGCGUGCGUGCCCGCGCCCCCCUUCCCUCCGUGUUCCUGCCAUGGAAGUAGUCUCUCACUGGGCGUGCCGACAGCAGUUUUUAAUGAUCCCAUUGGUGAGCCCUUUCUAAUGGAGUGACUCCGUGCCUGUAUAGUAUUUAUACAAAUAUUUUAGCAUUGUAAUAUACCGUGGUAAAUCCUAGUUCUGUACAGUAUAUUCUGUUAAAGUAUUUUUUUACAAGCUUGUACUGGAGACAUACACGUUCUGUUGCAGAAGUAGAAGCCAGUGACACCCCUGUUCCGCCCAUUGGGGUGCCACCCCUUAAUGGGACAUUGCCAUCUCCCCUUCAGUUUCUCCACAUACAUAGUAGCAGUGACUGCUGGAACCGCCACAAUAAGCAAGAAAUGAUUUGUGCUUUUCUAACAUUCUGCGAAUAUUCGCUGCAGAAAACUAAAGCACGGCUGGAAGCUGGCACGCUGCAGAAAGUGGCCGAGACUGGGAGCAGCUAGCCGAGGGUGUACAGUGGGAUCUGGGGCUUAUGUCUGCCCCUAGCAAGGAUGCUUCCAUACUUUCAACUAGAGGUACCAUCGCUCCAAGAGCUGGUGGUACACCCGUGAGCCAGAGGGGAAGAAGGCAGAGCCUGGAGAAUCAGGGCUUUCUGCCGGGGAACAAGUAGGCCGUUUUGUAAAGAGGGUAAAGGGGGCACUGACACUGUCAUCCAGGAGCAGAGUGGAGGGUGGAAGUGGGCGGCUGCUACCUUGUCUACACUGGGCUCCGCGGCUCUACACCGCGAGCACGGCUGGGGCCCGCCGUGGCACGCCCGUUCUGGCUGGAGGGGACAUUGGGAAUGGUGUAGCCUUUCCUGCUUGGUGUGUAACAAAUGUACUCAACCCACUCUUUUCGCUCCCUUUAGCUGCUCAAUAAACUGCUUCCUCAUUUUC